AAGAGGCACUUUUUCUGCCGACACUGGUUACCCUCACAAUGGUAUUAAUAGCCAGUAUGAUUGAUUUUCAAUCCUGGCAGAGACAGCCUCUCACAGCAGCACCCAGCUGGGCUGUCAAAAUGUGUCUCCUCAUCAUAACAACGACUGAGUAUUUAUACUGUGGACAUUCUGAAACCCAUUCCAUUGAAAAGAUAGAUUGCAACGACUCAUGGUGCAGGCAUAGCAAAGCCCAUGGGACGAAGGAACAUUGGGGCCUCGAUUGUAGGUGCAUUGAAUAUCUGUGGAGGGAUCACCGUUACACUCCCCCGGUCGGAGGACUUUGUCCUCAUUGCAUUCUGGCUCUUGAAAACCUAAAAGACGUGAACACGUCCACAGCAUCGCAAAAUGAAGAUGCAUCGCUCAUCAUGCAAAACCCGAGACAAACGUCCAUUCCAAUGGUCGUCCCGGACCACAAAGAAAAAAGGAACACUGGUACAACGAGCUGCAGUGCGAGAAACAUGAGACCGUGUGGCAAGUGCCAAGAGGAGAGAAGAAAGUGCACACCAGUUCAAGACGAGCCGGCUCUGUGCCAGCUGUGCAAAAAUAGCGGGAUGUUAGAAUGCCCUCCACAUCAAUCGAGACGUGCAGGAGCUAGAAGGGGCAAUUCCAUGGCUUCGAACGGGGUCAUAGAAUACAAAUUCGUCAAUGCGAGCUCGCUUUGACUGCUUUGUCCCUGAUGCAGCAAUGUGCGGGCACUAUUUGUAUACUUAUUUGGCUAGAAAAAAAGCGGCGCAAGGUCGUGGGUUCGGUUAGCCCGGAGUAAGCGGAACUUGCGGUACGCCAACCGCGCAUCGAGGGACUCUCGGCAUUCUAUAUCUACAUCAUUGAGAGCGGCGCAAAAGAAGCACUCAGUCGUGGUAACUCCCCUUGAUCAUCAUUUAGAAGCAAUGUAAAUGUCUACAACACGUAAUAUCAGAAUAAUUUCACCGAACAGCCCGGCGGUACAUAAGGACAAAGAAUACACGUUAGGAAACAUGAAGUCAUGACACAACGAAAC
This is a messenger RNA of Fomitiporia mediterranea MF3/22, 1036 nucleotides long. RefSeq lists its product as uncharacterized. The record is from RefSeq and is a predicted model, not a curated record. The transcript has 9 exons. Lineage: Eukaryota; Fungi; Basidiomycota; Agaricomycetes; Hymenochaetales; Hymenochaetaceae. Bases 39 to 701 code for a protein of 220 amino acids.